This is a messenger RNA of Cyprinus carpio (common carp), 1174 nucleotides long. Its product is annotated as calcium-regulated heat stable protein 1. Gene Ontology annotation, molecular function: mRNA 3'-UTR binding. Gene Ontology annotation, cellular component: cytoplasm. The record is from RefSeq and is a predicted model, not a curated record. Gene Ontology annotation, biological process: regulation of mRNA stability. Lineage: Eukaryota; Metazoa; Chordata; Actinopteri; Cypriniformes; Cyprinidae.
CUUCGGUUUAGUCACGCCUCUUUGGACCCUCAUUCAGAGAGACCAGCAUACGCCAGGCAUCUACUUUCUGUCGUGGAUGCUUGUCGGUUUUUUGUUUUUUUAAACGACUUCAGUAGUUUACGGUUGUUUUCUUCGGCUCGUGCACAUUUGCUAACGGGCUACAAAAAGUGUCUCAGUGUUGGGCUGGUGACUUGAUCUUCGAGAACAUUUCACAGUAGCAUGAAGUAUCCUUUGAGUGUCCCACCAUCAGCAUGUCCUCAGACGCAUCUUCUCCUGUGAAGUCCACCACCCCUCCUCUGUCCCCGCUGUCCCCAGUCUCUCCAGUUUCCCCCAGCUCUCUGCGUCUGCCCCCCUGUCGUCAAAGAGACCGGUCACCCUCCCCCAUGAGGGGCCACCUGAUUCCCAGCCCCCUGCCCACCCGCCGCAACCGCACCUGCUCAGCUGCAGCACGUGCGGCUGAGGGGCCGGUCUUCACUGGGGUCUGCAAGUGCUUUUCACGUUCUAAAGGGCAUGGUUUCAUCAGGCCAUCAGAUGGAGGCAAUGAUAUCUAUGUGCACAUAUCUGACAUCGAGGGUGAAUAUGUGCCUGUGGAAGGAGAUGAAGUUAGCUACAAGAUCUGCUCUAUUCCACCCAAACAUCAGAAGAUCCAGGCCGUGGAGGUGACCAUCACUCAUUUAGCUCCAGGCACGAAGCAUGAGACCUGGUCUGGAGCGGUGCUUGAAUCAUGAGAUGCUCUGUAACUCUGAACUGUGUGAUAGUUAUGUCAAAAUGGGUUUCUGUUCCUUUUCUGGUGGUUUGGUGUGUGGGGGGGGGGGGGUCUGACUGAAUGAAUGCCUUUUAAGUGCUGUGUGACAUGACGCCACAAUUCCAAGAAAAAUAUAUAUAAAAAAAAAAGUUUUUUUUUUUCCCUUUCUUUCUUUGGUCUCAGGAAGGGAGUUUGUUUAAAAUUCUCUAUUACUGGGUUUGUGGUUAAUAAUGUGGAAUGAACAACAGUCAGUUAUACUUACCCUAACCGUCAUUGUUUGAUUUGAAUGCUCUUAAGAACUGACUGCACACUCUUAAUAAUAAGCCUUAAUGCAUAUCUAAAUCGCUAAAAUAUGUGGAAUUCCAUUUUUUUUUCAUUGAAAAAUAUUUGUCUGUGUCUACAUUGUCAAAAUAUAUAAUUUUAAUAAUU